GUGCCUUCACUUCCAAAACAACACGCGCGCUGUUCCAAGAUGUCCGCGCCUAUGGAAAUAGUUCUGAGUGCUGAUUCGGGUGGACAGCUAUGGAACUGUGCCGUUUUGGAACUCCAUUCGGGUACAAAUCUCUUGGCCUAUCGAGGCGGCAAUACUUCUUCGAGGUCCCUCACAGUUUUGAAUGGAGAGUACAUCCUCGGAGCCCAACUCGGGAAAAACUUCAUCAACGUGUGGGAAAUCCAGAGAAAGGAUCAGCUGCAGCAGAAAAUUGUGUGCCCUGGGAUUGUGACAUGCCUGACUGCAUCCCCCAAUGGCCUGUACUUGGUGGCAGGCAUUGCUGAGGCCAUCUACUUAUGGGAGGUUUCCUCUGGGAAUUUGCUGGCCAUCUUGAGUCGCCAUUACCAAGACCUGACCUGCCUGCGCUUCACUGACGACAGCAGCCAUUUCAUCUCAGGAGGCAAAGACAACCUGGCACUGGUCUGGAGUCUAGCCAGUGUGGUGCAGCUGGACCCGUCACACACUCCUGAGCCUCGUCAUGUCCUGUCCCGUCACUCUCUCCCCAUCACCGACAUCCACUGUGGCUUGAUGGGACCCCAGGCUCGAGUAGCUACUGCAUCCCUGGACCAGACAGUCAAGCUAUGGGAGCUAUCCUCCGGCGAGAUGCUCCUGUCUGUUCUUUUUGACGUGGGCAUCAUGUCAGUGACCCUUGACCCCUGCGAGUACUACCUCUUCUGCGGCGGCAGUGACGGUGGUAUAUUUCAGGUGUCCCUCUGUAGCCAGAGCUUAAGUCGGGAUAAGACGUUCCAGUCGGACAACGAGGGCAACCAGGUUUUCAAAGGACAUAGGAACCUAGUGACCUGUCUGUCUGUGUCUAUGGACGGCACUCUCCUCCUCUCGGGCUCCCACGACGAGACCAUACGACUGUGGGACAUCCAGAGCAAGCAGAGCAUCCGCAGCAUCAACCACAAAGGUCCAGUAACAAAUGCCCUCAUCAUCCCUGCCCCUGCCAACAUGUUCCUGCCUGACAGCCGCCCGGGCAUCCCCCUGCCCCGCUUCAGCCGCCACCUCAACCCCUCAGAGCACGGCGAGGGCGUGGAGACCGGAGGAGUGUGCCUGCGUCUGGCCCCCCACACACAGGCCCAAAGGGAGACCUAUUUGGAGAAAGCAGACAAACUUUACUCCAUCAUGAGUGCCGUAACAGACAAGAGUGUGUUUGGUGAUGGUGAGAACACCAAGGUGCGUGUGUCGGAGCUGGAGGAGGAAGUGAGAACGCUGAAGAAGGUCAACAAGGACCUGUACGACUUUUCCACACAGCUCCUCACCAAGCCCAUCUAGAGAAGAGCCACUACCCCUGGCCACGGCUCCCCCAUCCCACCAGCAGGGACUCUACUAGGGGGAAGGGAAGACACUGCAAGCCCAUCUCACUGCAGACCGGUAGGCUAGGGAAAUAUAAGUUAGUGUGUGUCAUUCAUAUUGUUUGUUUUGUAAGGGAGAGCGUACAUUCAGCAGGACUUCAGGGGUAAAAGUUGUACCAUGGACCGUAUUGCCUGUGUUAUGAUCCCUCACCAUAUUGUGGAUAAAGGGUUUAAUUUAAAUUGACAUGAAGAAAGCAUGCUUACCUUGUUUGUACGACAUGUUCAAUGUUAGCCACAGUCUACUUGUAGUAGUCUAGUGCAGCCAGACUGAGUGACAUAAUUGAUCUUAGCACUAUAUUGACUUAACAGCAGUCCCUUGACCUCCUCAACUCACAGCCCUGUUCCUUCACACUCAUCACCAAUGCCUAUAAAGCCAAAAAUCCCGUCAGCCAAAAAUCGAUGUAACAGGAUCCAGUUAUUGCCCUCUGACCUUUCGUCCUUUUUGUAAUUUGGCUAAAUGCCUCAGAUUCCUGCGUUACCCACUCCUUCUGUUUUUUAUCUUGGCUAGGACACAUUCUAAAGCAUUCAAUAGAUUAGAUGGAUUUGUGCGACAAGGACAUGUUGUGCACCCAGGUGUGUUCGGCUUAGCAUCGAUGAGGCUGGUGUUAAUUUCAGUCACAAAUUAGGUAUGACCGCCAUGGUUCAUAGGUCCCCUUCACCUUCUCUCAAGCAGAACUGUUUUCCCAUUAGCAAUAUGCACAUAUUCUGUGUUAACCUGUUUGGCUAAAAACAGCUCAAGGCAGGAAUAUCUCAAAGAAAAUGGUGGUGUUAAAAAAAUACAGAAGAGUAGAGGAAUAUGUUUGAGGAACAAGGCUGAAGCCUGUGAGUACAGUUUUUCAGUGCCUGUAGCAAACAUAGAUUUGGUUGUACAGUGCCCAGCAACGCUAUACAACUGCAGAAUCAUUUGUUUUUAGAAUCCUCCAGAAAUCGCUCUUCCUCUCAUCACUGCUAAUUCUCCACCCGGGGCACUAAGUUAGAGGCUUUUUCUCAUUUGCCCGCUUUGAUGAGAUCUGGAAAAGGGGCCUAUAUGUGUGUGCCUCUUCUGUAGAGAAGAGGGAACUGAUAAGUACAACGGCCCUCCUGUGCAGAGAGAGCCAUGGCUUUAGAACAAGGAUGGGCAACUCCCCUUUUGUAGGCCCGUAGAUUUAAAAAAAAAAAUUCAGUCAGCGUCUCAACUUACUGUUGAGUCAGAAUACUAGAAUACAUAAGGUGCAAUUUCAAAAUGUUGUUUUGCAUCAGCAGUUUUCCUAUUGUUAUAUCAGUCACUAACAGUCACGCAAUUAGCCCAUAUCAGCGAUUUUUUUUUAGAUUUGUAAGUUAGUCCAGCCAGCUAUCUAAACUGGUAGUAAUCAUGGUUGAGUUAACUACCGGGGGGGCCCCCAUUGAUUUUGUUAGUCACUCUCACUCAGAUAUCAUAUUAAGAACUGCAAACAUUUGUAUGGCAACGUGUAGAAUUGCAGGAAAUUAGCUGUAAAACUGCAAAUCUUUCUCCGCUCCAUGGCAAAAUGAGUAUAAUUGCAUGAAAUUUGUUAUAAAAUUGAACAAAAUUAUCUACGCCCCAUGGCAAAAUGUGUAGAAUUGCAGGAAAUUAACUCUAGAACAAAAUUCCAAAAGGCUGGGGCUGGUUCUUGACUGCAUGUGUGGGUAUGGAUGUGGGUACACAGACCCGCGAGCCACUGUGGCCCCUCAUGGUGAGUUCAGAUUUUUUGUGUCCCCCACCCCCAUCAAAGUUGCCCAUCCCUGCUUUAGAACUUCUGCCCCUGUUCACAGAGGAGAGCGACUUACACGAAACCAGACAUUGAACCCAAUUAACUCACCGUUGGGGGGGUCAGGCCAGUGAGAUGGAGCUUCUGAGGGUUGAAAGAGUGAAGUGUUCAGUGUGGUGGAUUAAUUGUUUUGUUCCUGUAAUAAAGACAAAAGGACCAACUGGA
This is a messenger RNA of Coregonus clupeaformis (lake whitefish), 3346 nucleotides long. RefSeq names its product WD repeat domain 18 (gene wdr18). The transcript has 10 exons. Gene Ontology annotation, cellular component: nuclear pre-replicative complex. Gene Ontology annotation, biological process: rRNA processing; DNA-templated DNA replication. The coding region runs from base 40 to 1335 and encodes 431 amino acids. Lineage: Eukaryota; Metazoa; Chordata; Actinopteri; Salmoniformes; Salmonidae. Gene Ontology annotation, molecular function: protein binding. The record is from RefSeq and is a predicted model, not a curated record.